Molecule: messenger RNA, 2610 nt
Organism: Macrosteles quadrilineatus (aster leafhopper)
Lineage: Eukaryota; Metazoa; Arthropoda; Insecta; Hemiptera; Cicadellidae
Product: sugar transporter SWEET1-like
Exons: 8
Coding region: 246-938 (230 amino acids)
Biological process (GO): carbohydrate transport
Cellular component (GO): membrane
Molecular function (GO): sugar transmembrane transporter activity
Source: RefSeq, a predicted model, not a curated record
AGUUAGUUCUGUUCUUGUAGAAUGUAGACUAGUUGUUUAAACAAACCUAUCGAUUUCAUAGUGUCAUAAGUUAACAGAUUUGAAUUUUAUAUUUAAUAACUGAAUUCAAAGUAGGCUACUUGUUAUUUCUCUACUUAUGAAAACAUGAGAAUUCAGGUUGGUUCUAGCCUAAAUGGGGUUUCAGUUUGGUGAUGAUUCCUUGUGCUGAUAUAAAAGUAUUGUGCUGAUAUAUCUGAGUUUGAAGCAUGUCUCUGGACUUCAUUGAUAUCCCUGAUGCAGGUCCUGGUCCAGGGAACUUGAGCCAAGGGUUCCAGUUAUCUGAUCAUAAAGAAAUGAUUGCAACUACUGCUUCAAUCAGCACAAUUCUACAGUUCUUGUCUGGCGCGUUGGUGUGCAAUAAGUUCGUCCAGAAAGGAACAACUAGUGAUGUAUCUUGUCUGCAAUUUGUCGCCGGAUUUUUGUCGUGUGGCCUCUGGUUAAGUUACGGACUGUUGAUUGAUGACUCCAGUAUUGUCCUAGUCAACAGCGUUGGAACGAUACUAUUUAUGUGCUACAUAUUUAUUUUCUACACCUACACUUUGCGUAAGAAUGCAGUUGUUAAGCAGGUGAUGGCAGUGCUGAUGGUAAUGGUGUCGGUGAGGCUCUAUGCCUACUGGGUGUCAGAUAUAACUGUGGCCAGGACACAUCUAGGUCUGGUAGCGUGCAGCACCACCAUAAUGUUCUUCAGCGCUCCACUCACAAAUCUGGCAUAUGUACUGAGGGUUAAAAGCGCUGAGAGUUUACCAUUCCCAAUGAUCUUGAUGACUUUCCUCGUUUCUUUUCAAUGGUUCCUGUAUGGCAUUAUAUUGGAAAAUCCGAUCAUCCAGUACCCCAACAUCGUAGGCUGUCUGUUGAGCCUGUUUCAGUUGUCGUUGUUUGUCAUAUACCCGGCUCGGUGACAUUAGCACACCUCCACCAUCCUCAGGGUGUUCCCUGGACGCGUGUUCAACACUCAAACUAGCCAGAACAGGUUGGAAAAGUGAUGUUUGUGUGUUUUUGCCCAAGAGUGUACUAUAUUAUUCUCGUUUUUUAAAUUGUGUUAAUGGAAUCAGGCAUGUGACAAAAGUAAAAGUAAGAUUUUAAGGGAAAGUGGCAUGGCUGAUUGAAGAUUUUUAAAUGAGAGUUAAUCUGUACACAAAAAGGUCACACGAUGUAACACAGAUAUUUUGUCCUUUUGCCUUCUUCAGAGUUAGAUUUAAGAGAAAUCAAUAUACAGUAGAACCUCUAUUGACCCUUGGGACCGGGAGCGUGACGGAUAAGCAAAUAGACAGAUAACAGAAAUCCUGUUAUAAACCUGAACAGUAAGUUGAUUUAAUAGGUUUUGAUACAUGUACAAGUGAAUAAUACAUUAAUAGAUUUAAAUUACUUGUAUACAAUAGUAAUAAAGAACUGUUAUUUUGUAUGUUGUGCUUGUUUGAUGUUCGUACAGUGGAAUAAAAUCACAUUUAAAAAUAAUCUAUGUACUGUAGCGGAGUGACGGAUAACAGAGAGUGACGAUUAAAAGGGUGACAGUUAAUGGAGGUUCUACAUACUCAUCAUGAGAUUGAUCUAUCAUAAAUCUAUUUGAAGAAAUACUAUUAAAUAUUAUUAUAUUUUCAGUACAUUACUGCAGUUUGUUUCUUGAAAAAAUAUAUAGAGUUUAUACUACGGAAACGAACAAAACACUGACUGGCUCGGUGCAUUCACUCAUUUCCCCACCGGGCGCUGACUGCAUGGCCCGAAAAAUUGUAAAACAUCUGAUGUCUCUGUGCUAGUUCAAUAUUUUAACUAGGAGCGGUUAGGAUUUUUUACGUUCGGAUUUUCGACGCUUUACUGUACUAUUGGUUUUGUUAACCCUGUAAUCCCAGGCCCUAAAAGUAAGCCGUUACAUAAAAACUGACUGGCAUCCCAGGAUUGAGACCCAUUUGUAAUUGAACACAAGUCUCUGCUGUUUUUAGUGGUCGACCUUUUUAAAGCAAAAUUUGCUUUAAUUUCAAUAUACAUUUAACUUAAGUUGAAGUUCAACAUUUUGGAUUUGAUUAAUUUGUUAUUUGUGUACCUAUUUUAAGCCCUUGUAAUGUGAUUUCUCAAGUAAGAUCACUGAACUGUAUUAAUUUAGUAAACAAUUUCUUAAUCAGCCAAGUCUCAUCCAUAAAGCAAAUCAAAAGAAUAAAUAAGUAUUACUAAGUUGUGAAAACAACAGUAUUAUUUUAUAGAUUCUUUCACACUAUUUGUUUGUGAGGUAUACAAUAAAUAAAAAAAAAUCUUUGGUUUAUUGAAAUGUUAAAUUCACUGAUUUUUUGAAAUGUCCCUAUGUUAUUAUUUUGAUUUUCCUUUCGCGUGUAUUUUUAGUAUUCACCAGUUAGUUUUUGAAUAGGUAUAAAAUAUGGUGAAUUUUGUUUGAUGAUUUUAAGCACUGAUUUUACGUUAUCCAAUAAUGUUUGUUCAUUUACAGGAUGUUGCACGUCUUGCAUAUUUCUUGUGUGUGUGAUUAUUUUCUGAGUCUACUGUUUUCUAUCUUAACAAAAAUCCAUCCAUCACAUUUUACAACUAUUUUAUAACUGUUUUGUCAAUUAGUUUAUUUUUUUAAGA